ACCCUUUCGACCAAGCUCGAUACAACCAAAAUUGGAGCCCGAUCAUGGAACUCAUUAAGACAUCUUCAUACACCCUACCAGCGCUCCUCGCCGCCGGGUUGCUACUCAACCCUUACGUCUUCCCACCUCCCCAGACACGCGAACAGAUCAUCAAGCCGAAAGAUGAACAUGUCCUCAUUCUCGGUGGAAGCGAAGGAUGUGGGAAAGGUCUGGCCGAGGAAUAUGUGCUAAAACGUGGGGCCAAAGUCUUCCUAGUCGCUCGGACGGAAUCCAAGCUUUAACACGUACAGGACGAGCUCAUCACCCGGUUAACCUCCAAGAAGGGUGUCUCAUCUGAAGAAGCUCGAUCCAGAGUAUUAUACAUGACUGGGGAUAUCAGCUCGUCUG
Molecule: messenger RNA, 387 nt
Organism: Filobasidium floriforme
Lineage: Eukaryota; Fungi; Basidiomycota; Tremellomycetes; Filobasidiales; Filobasidiaceae
Exons: 2
Coding region: 45-281 (78 amino acids)
Biological process (GO): sphingolipid biosynthetic process
Cellular component (GO): endoplasmic reticulum membrane
Molecular function (GO): 3-dehydrosphinganine reductase activity
Source: RefSeq, a predicted model, not a curated record